AUCCCUAUUGCAGCAAACAUUGUUUAGAUUAACUAGGCUAGCUAGUUAGUAAGUUAGCUAGCUAGCCAGCCAGCCAGCCAUAACAAUAUAAAUUAAAAAGGAGACAUGUUUUCUGCUGUUUAGAAUCUGAAAGGAUACCAGAUAAAGUCCUUGGAAUACAUACAUUUCUGGAUUUACGCGUCCUUCGAGUUGGAAUAACUUUGAAGAAGUUCUUUGUAUACAGGGAUCUGCUGAUAAGAAGACGUUUAACAUGGACUGGGGCACGGAUCUCUGGGACCAAUAUGAUGUCAUCGACAAGCACACUCAAUCCGGUCUGGAACUGGUGGAGAAGUAUGUGAAGUUUGUAAAGGAGAGGACAGAGAUAGAGCAGAACUAUGCCAAGCAACUGAGAAAUCUAACAAAGAAAUACCAUCCUAAACGGGGCAGUAGAGAGGAACUGGAAUGCAGGUUCUCCAACCACCAGGCCUUCCUGGACAUCCUGAAUGAGAUGAAUGACUACGCAGGACAGAGGGAGCUGAUCGCUGAGAACAUGAUGAUGAACAUCUGCAUUGAGCUCACAAAGUACCUGCAGGAGCUCAAGAUGGAGCGCAAGACCCAUCUUUCAGAGGCCAAGAAAGCUCAGCAGAGUUUGGAGAGCACCUAUAAGCAGCUGGACAGCAGUAAAAAACGUUUUGAGAGGGAGUGGCGGGAAGCAGAGAAAUCUGCUCAGUAUGCUGAGAAAACCGACCAGGACAUCAACGCCACGAAGGCUGAUGUUGAGAAGGCCAAACAGCAGGCUCACAUGAGGGCUCACAUAGCGGAUGAGUGUAAGAACGACUACGCCGCCCAGCUGCAGAAAUACAACAAGGAGCAGAGCCAGUUCUACUUCAGCGACAUGCCCCUCAUCUUUAACAAGCUCCAGGACAUGGAUGAGAGACGGGUGAAGAAGCUGGCCCAGGGAUAUGUCUUGUUCUCAGACACCGAGAAGCAGGUGACACCCAUCAUUGGGAAGUGUCUGGAGGGCAUCACUAAAGCCGGCGCUAAUGUCAAUGAGAGGAAUGACUCCAUAGCUCUUAUAGAGCAGCACAAGUCAGGCUUUGAGCGUCCUGGUGACUUGGACUUUGAGGACUACAGUCAGGGCAUCAACCGGGCCUCGUCAGACAGCAGCCUGGGUACCCUCAGUACUCCCAAAGGGCCCCUGGAACUGCUGGGCAAGAACAAGAGUAAGCCAUUCUGGCUGUUUGCCAAGAAGAGUAAGCUCUCUCCCUCACCCUCAUCACUCACCCCAUUCUCCACUCCCCCUGCCCCCUCGCCCGCUAACGGACCCCACUCCCCUAAGUUCGGCCGGGACCCUCUGUCGUACUGUUUGAAGGAGAUCAAUAAGACAGUCAAACCCAGAAUCUCCUCCUUCCGGACCCUCAGGCGAACGAGGUUCACCCCAGAGAGGAUCUUGGUCUCGCCAACUGUGUCUGAGGACUUUGGACAUCUCCCCCCCGAGCAGCGCAGGAAGAGGUUACAACAGAAGCUAGACGACAUUGGCAAGGAGCUGCAGAAGGAAGUGGACCAGAGUGAGGCUCUGGGGAAGAUGAAGGAUGUGUAUGAGAAGAACCCUCAAAUGGGAGACCCUGCUAGCCUGGCUCCCCAGAUCACCCAGACAGCCCAGAACAUGGAGAGGCUAAGAGGAGAGUUCAAUAAAUAUGAGUUGUGGUUAACAGAGGCUGGAGGCCGAGGGGAUCCGUUGCUCAGGAGAGACACCUCACGAGACGACACGCACAGAUCCCACUCCUUCAACAACAACGGCAGCACCCACGAGUCAUGCAGCCCGGAUGGAGCCCAGUCCGAUGAGGGCACCCCAGACCCCUCUCAGGCCAUCUACGCAGAAUUUGAUGAUGAGUUUGAAGAGGAGGAGCUUGUGCCUCCAAUUGGCCAAUGCACAGCCAUGUACAACUUCCCAGGUGCAAGUGAGGGGACCAUAGCCAUGCAGGAGGGGGAAGUGUUGUCUGUGGUGGAGGAGGACAAAGGCGAUGGCUGGACCAGAGUCCGCAGGGCCAACGGAGAUGAGGGCUACAUUCCGACAUCCUACGUCAGCAUCAGCCUUGGAAAGUGACCCUGACAGCCGUCCCAACCACAGCAGGCCUGAGAAAAACUGACAAUCGUCACGGGUGAUGAUGACCCCAAAAUAUUGAGCAGCUGUCCCAUGGGGCCAUUUAGAAAGAGGUAACAGCACUGUGGGCAGGACCACCUGGAUGUCCGUAAGGAGACUAUUCAGCCAAUCUUUACUAUUUCCACAGAGAUGUGCUCUACGUCCACGACUUGUUUCCCCUGCUGGCCAGAGAAGAUAGUCACUGGGGCUCUAGGUUCGUCCUGGCUUGUACCAGAUCACUAUAUUGAUCCCAGUGAAGUCACACUGUUGUUCAGCUCUCAUUUCACUGUGGUGGUUCUACAGUAAUGGGUAUCAUAGCAGGACUGAUGAUAGAACCAACCAACCUGCAUAAUCCAUCUGCCCUCACAUCACUGGGUGAUGGCUUCUGGGAGGUAGGUUGCAAUAAGUUCUGAAACGGAGUGAAAACGGGAGGACGUACCUGAACUUUUCCUUGAAGUACCCAGUGCUACAGACCCCUUGUGACCCAGAGUUCAUAACCCUAACCUGCUCUCUAAAAGCAUGUUAACUACAUGAUCACCGAUGAUGUUUUUGUGAAAUGAUCCCAACUUUGUUAACUGGUCACACCCUUCCUGUUCCUGUUUGCACUUCCUCUUUCCUUUUUGGACAUUGGCUCGGAUAAUGGGCAGGCUCAGCGCACGUCUGUACUGGAUUGCUUUCAGCCUCUGCAGUCCCCGUGACGCCCAGUCUUCUGUUUAGAUGUGCUCGUAUGCAAAGGGGCUUUAUUUCCUUGUGCUUUGACACACUGUUUAAAAACAUUAGCCCUACACAAGGCCAACGACUCUGUUACACGAGGCCAACGACUCUGACAGUUGAACCACCAUAGAAAGACAACAUUUCAGUCAAUUACAGCCGUAUCCUCAUUAAAGCUAAUCCCGGCUAACUCAACCAUACUUUUAACAAUGGGCUUGUGUAGGGACUAAUUACAUAAAACAUGUAUUUCAGUCCCUAGAGUGCAGCAAACAAUUACACAAAAUUGCGUGCUAUUCUUUGGGUGUUGAAAUCCCUGGUAAAAAAAAUCUGUAAGAAAUCUAUAAAUGAUUGCUGUAUUGCGCUGUAUUGGCGCUCCAGUUUGUCCACCCUGCCUGCGCUCAUUGUAAAACAUUGGGCUGAUGUAGCUUGGCUGAUCUACAACUCCGCUUCCAAUUACCCGCUGGUCUGCUGGAGAGCACUCCUGCGUUAUUCUGAAUGGUAAAGAAUUCCUUUGUUUGCAUUAAGAAUGUAAUUUAUUAAGUAUGCGUAAGUUGCUACAUUUAAGGAUUCCAGUUUCAAGUAUGUUUUGGAUUACUAUAUGAGGUGAACCCUGUUUGUACUGAGCUGUCUGUUUCUAAAGCUGAGAGAUUCAAGGAAAAUGAUGCAGACAGAAUUACUGCAACGUUAUAACCCUCGUAUUUAUGUUACAAAUAAUAUAUUUUAGCUAUCACAACACCACUAUUGUCUUAUUAGCUUUUUAACCUCAUAAAUAAAGAUUGUAAAGUUGAGACGUGUAAAAUUGCGCUGAGGUGAACGUUUCCAUUUUGUCUGGAUUUGAGUAGUAGACCUCCAGUUUUACAUUGAGCCACACUGCAGGGGCACCCCUAUGUGAAACUCACUCACGCCAAGGUGCCUUCAUGGUUGUAAGCAUUGUGUGUGUUUGUAGCAUAUUUUACUGGGUAAAUCCAUCUGAAUUCAAUCACUUUUUGACAGCACAUCUGUUUAUUGCGCACAUGUAUUUUCCAAUUGCAGAGGUAUUCUGAAUGUGACUUUAUUUUAUUUUUGCCUGAAUGCCAAAACAUUCUAGAGCUCACAGUGCUCUAAUUUGAAAUGUGGUAUUUUGCACACCCCACCUACCAUAAGACAUCUUCACUGGAGAAGAGAGUUGAAAUUCACAUCAUGUAAAAGCCAAUAAUCAGGGUUGUGAAAUCGCCCCUUCAUUAAUUGAUCUUGCUUUAAUCUAAGUAUAAUUCAUGAUCUUUAUAACUUAAAUAGAAUCCCCAUCCGUGGGGAGGUUGUUUGGAGUCAUUGCGUUUGCUUCAAUUAUUUUUCAUGUUGUAAUAGUCCUUCUUAUGAUCCAUGAAUAGCAUGGGAUUUCUGGGCAUUUGUAAACCAGAUACAUUAUCAAUCUUACAAAAGGCAGUUCUAGUUUCGAACACUACCCAAAGAUCAGCUGUACACAUGGGUAGCAAACUCUUUUCUGUAGUUUCUCCAGCAACAUCUGGAUUCUCUUCAUGCAUUGGAACUUUAAUGUAAUUUUCUGUUGUUCAUUCAGCAUAUAUCAUUUUUUUUACCUUAUAUUUGAAUUGUGCCUGUUAUUGACUAGACACAACCGGGUCUUGUAUACAGAUUGGGAAUUAUUUCAGUCACAGAAUUAAGAUAAUGGACCUAUUCCUGAAAAACUACAAAUCAAAUGAUGUGUAAAAUAGCAGAAUAUUUAUUUAUAGAAAGUACCGCAAAGAUGGCCAAAGAUGUACUCUCUGUUGAAUGUCAAUUUAAAUGGUUGUUUCUACUCUAAUAUUUUUGUGAUUUCAGUUGAUUUCCUAUGGAGCAAUAGCUGCUAAUUUUUUUAAACAACAUAUAUUCAAGAACAGAAAGAGUUUCAGUAAGGCCAUAUAGUGUGUGAACUUCCCCGUUAAUCAGCCAAAACAUGACAUGCAACCUGUUUUGAAAGCAUGUUGUUAUAACUGAUGGCUGGCACUACAUUAAGGGUUUAAGCUUCAACCAAUAAAAAGAAUAGGAAACGAUUAAAAUGAUUCAUCCCAACCAUUAAUCUUUUAGGUGGUGAGCAUGUCUUUUGGCAGGCUGAAGUCAUGUUCUAAGUACUUCUGUAGUGCGAAAAACAUUUAUGGAACGUUUAAUACAAAUCAAAACGUUUUUGACGUAUUUGCCCAUUCAAAUGUCUUCUAUUCUCAAGACUUAAAUAAAUGUAAAGUACACUUAAGUUCAAGCAUUUGUAUAAUUUAUUCUGGAUUUUUGUUGCUAAUGUGUCUCUUGCAUAGGCUGUGUUUAUUUUAAGGGUGAAAGUUGCUUACCCUUGGAAUAAAGGCCCAAGUGAAUUAUUUUUCAAGUUUGUAUAUAAAGCGAAGUCCCAGCAGGUGGCAGUAUUGCUUAACUGUGUAGUUUCUCUGGAUCUUACCGCUUGCUGUUGUCCUUCACUGUUCUGUCUCUCACUUAAAUAUGCAUUUUUAAACUUCUUUAUUAUAAUGUUGGCCAAUAAUUUGCAUGCAUCAUUAUUGGCCCUUUACUGGUGUUCACACUAGCUAUAUAAGUUAUUUUCCCAAACAUUUCUUACUAAUUAGGAUGCAUUUGUGCUCGUUUCAAACACUGGCUUCUAAUUGAUCAAAUAAAGACAUGGUGAGUGAAACUGA
Molecule: messenger RNA, 5484 nt
Organism: Esox lucius (northern pike)
Lineage: Eukaryota; Metazoa; Chordata; Actinopteri; Esociformes; Esocidae
Gene: trip10a
Product: thyroid hormone receptor interactor 10a
Exons: 16
Coding region: 251-2086 (611 amino acids)
Biological process (GO): signal transduction
Molecular function (GO): protein binding
Source: RefSeq, a predicted model, not a curated record